This is a messenger RNA of Pimephales promelas (fathead minnow), 748 nucleotides long. RefSeq names its product acid phosphatase 1 (gene acp1). Gene Ontology annotation, molecular function: acid phosphatase activity; non-membrane spanning protein tyrosine phosphatase activity. The record is from RefSeq and is a predicted model, not a curated record. Gene Ontology annotation, cellular component: cytoplasm. Lineage: Eukaryota; Metazoa; Chordata; Actinopteri; Cypriniformes; Leuciscidae. Gene Ontology annotation, biological process: protein dephosphorylation.
AUUCGGGCAACCCUCAAAUAACCAAUAUGGCGGCUCCCGGUGGAAAGUCGGUGUUAUUCGUGUGCUUGGGGAAUAUUUGCAGAUCCCCAAUCGCUGAAGCUGUUUUCAGGAAGAUGGCCGCAGACAGUGGGGUGGUGGACAAGUGGGUUAUAGACUCUGGUGCCACCUCAGAUUGGAAUACUGGCAGCGCUCCUGACGCCCGUGGUCUGGCCUGCCUCAGGAAACAUGGCAUAGAGACAGAUCACAGGGCACGACAGGUCACCAAAGAUGACUUCUUGACUUUUGACCACAUCCUCUGCAUGGACGAUAGCAACUUGAGAGAUCUGAACAAGAAGGCAAGCAGCAUAAAAAACAGCAAAGCCAAGAUUGAGCUGCUCGGCUCCUACGAUCCUGAAAAACAGCUUAUUAUCCAAGAUCCGUACUAUGGGAGUGAUAAAGACUUUGAGACGGUGUAUGAACAGUGUACAAGAUGCUGCAAAGUCUUCCUGGAGCAGCACUCAUAACACACACACACACACACAACGACCAUCUUCUGGAACCAUUCGACACCACACCAUGAGAAACUCAAAUAUGAAUAUCUGAUUGAAACGUUCUUUAAGUGUCUUCAACACGCAAGACAAAUGAUAGUAGCGUAUAGAGAAGCACUUAGUCUUAAUUGUAAAAUAAGUUGUCAUAGGAUGCUUGUUUGAGCAGUGGUAAACUGCCUCUGUUGACCACCAAAUUCACCAAAAUAAACCGGCAAAAAAUG